Molecule: messenger RNA, 1257 nt
Organism: Haliotis rufescens (red abalone)
Lineage: Eukaryota; Metazoa; Mollusca; Gastropoda; Lepetellida; Haliotidae
Exons: 2
Coding region: 1-1257 (418 amino acids)
Source: RefSeq, a predicted model, not a curated record
AUGGUCAUGAACGACGUUCGACUCGGCAGGGUUGUCAGCAUUAGUGCGAAUGAUUCCGACAACGAUUUAUUUGUCACACAAAAUAGUUUCACGAACACUUUUGAGGUGGACGUUAAUUCAGAUUUUGAAACUCUACUAAAUUUGGAUUCAAAUGAACUUCCAAACUUUGGUAAAUGUGAGUUGAUUGAUCUCGAAGGGUUUUCCUCAGGUUCCGACACUGAUCUGUACAAAGCAAGCCAAGCAAUUGAAUCUAACCUUCUUGAUAUGCUACCUUGUAACACUCGCUCGCCAUUAACUUCAUCAGAAAUACCUCAAUCACGUGGCGCUUCUGAACAAAGCAUAGAUUCAAGUUCAGCAAGGUUUGCCAAGCAAACAUCUGAUAUUGACAUUAAGAAGUUGUGUGAUUCAGCAUACUCAUCAAAUACUGAAAACAAGAGUAUGUGGGCAGUUCGCUUGUUUCAAGGGUGGGUGAAGGAACGACGUAAGAGGGGCAGAACAGAGGACAUGGUAUUGAACCCUGACAUUGUGUCACUGGCUCAGGAGGAAAGGGAGUUAAAUAAAACAUUGAUGUAUUUUAUGAUUGAGGUCAGAAAUCAGAAGGGCGAGGAAUAUCGCGGAAAUACUCUUUGUGAAAUUGUCUCAUCCCUACAAUAUUAUAUCAGAAGAAACGGCAGUCAACUGAUUUUUUUCGAAUCUCCGAUGUUUCAAGGAUUAAGGUCCGUGCUAGAUGCGAGAAUGAAAUAUUUGGCAAGACAGGGAAUCGGGAUAGUGAAAAGGCAGGCUGAAGUGAUCAGUGUGGACCAGGAAGACAUGUUGUGGGAGAAGGGGAUGCUGGGGGAGGGUACCCCCCAACAGCUAUUAGAUACAAUGGUGUAUUUAAUUGGCCUCAAUUGUGCUCUGAGGGCUGGUGAUGAGCACCGAUAUCUUAGAACGGGCCCGAAUUCACAGUUCGAAAUAACAGUAGGUGCUGAUGGGUUGAAAGGUCUAAAAUACAUGGAAGAUGUGUCCAAAACAAACAGAGGUGGGUUGAAACAUCGACAGUGUGAACGAAAAUGCGUCAAAGUGGGCCAGAACUUGGAACGUCCAGAGAGGUGCCUUGUUCGGCUUUAUGAAAAGUACAUGUCACUCAGACCUAAAGACGGAAAAUGCAACGCAUUUUACUUGAGGCCCUUGAAAUUUGUGAGAGAAAAUACAUGGUAUCCUGACAUUCCGGAUUGGAUUACAUCCUUUAAGAGGCACUAUCGGAAGACUGUGUAA